GCCGGUGCCAUGGCAACGCAAACGGCCUGCGGGACGAAACAAAGCCAGGCUAGAGUUGUUUUGAAUUCCAGCCGGAUUUAGAUAAUGAAUGCCAGCUGGGUUUAGGUGAAGCCUGCGGUGACCAAAUGGACCGAUGGCUCCUUGGACUUAUCUACAAGAGCAGAUGGAGCUGAGCUGGAACCAGAGCAACUCUGUUCCAGACUAUUCAGAUGAUACAUUCACAUCCUUCAGCGAAGAAGAAACCUGCAGAGACUAUGACAAUGACCCAUUUGUGUCUUAUUCCUCCGGAGAGGACUCGAAAUGGCCUGCUGAGUCGGAUCUGUCUGAAAGCACAUGGCAGUCAUUGAAUCCAAAUGACAAAGUAGUAGAAAAGGUGGAAUUUUUGGAUCUGACAGCGGCAGAGGAGCAGUUAACUAACAGAUGGAUCAGUCUUCUGAACACCAACAGAACCACUGCUGCAGUAGCCAGAUCUGCUGUUAAACCACCUAAUGGUGCAGCACCGACACGGAUUCCUGAGGGAUCUGAGGAAGGACUGGGCGCUCUCCGGUCUUUUUGCGCCACCAAGAUUAACCGGAUCUGUCAUCCGCCAACUUUGGCACCAAAGAAGAGGAACAAGCAUCAUGAUCAGAGGCACGGACGCACUUCAGAAAAGCCUCUGAUGUCCGAUGUGAACUGCUUUGCCCUUGAUCAGUUAGUGAACAGACUCCAUCUGAGAAAUAUCAAGGAGACUAUGAAGCAGUUAGCGGAAAUGGAAAUACAUCAACCCUCGCGGUGUCCCCAUUGCACCAAGAAGAAAGCGGAGUUGGCGAAAUCUGCUUUUCUCAGACGAAGAAAGGCCUUGAUGGAAGGGGCUUUGCUCCAAGAGAAGCUGGAAGAACAGAUGUACACCAGAGAUCCGCUCACCCUCAUUGGAGAAAUACACCAAACGCUUCCCAAGCUUUCAGAAGAUCCAAGAAACGUUUGGCAGGAACUGAACAAGAGAGCCGUGCAAGGAAAGUGUGAUGCCUCCUAGUUGUCUGUGGGACGUCAAUCCAAGCAGAACAAAUAGGCUGAAUCCAUGCAAACCUAUCCACGAAGGGGAAUAAAGCCUUUGUGAUACUGGCAAGCGGCUGUUCUCUGGGUACAUCCAUGUUGCACCGUUGGGUCUGGUGCCGUGUUGCAGUUCUUCAUCCUGUCCCAGUGCAAAAAAAAACCCUUAAUGCAAUAUGUAACCUUUCUCUUUCACCUCAAAUUACGGAAAGGGACUAUUAUUAUUAUUAUUAUUCUGGCAAGGUGCCAGUAUUGUUUUUUUGUCAAUUUCCUUUUGUGACCCGAGAGCCGCUCGCAGCUGCUGCUUUCCACCUGUAAGGAAAACGAAUGGUUCUGUUUUUCAAACCAAGGAGGUGUAAUGAUUGGGUUUUUCGGCUGCACCGGCGCCUGCUGCCGCUUGUUAAAUUGAAAGCCCGGUAGAUGAAAAAGGGUAAGGAUGGGGAGCGAGGAACGGCAGAAGGGGUAAAAUAGAGUGUUUGAGACUGCUGCAAACAAUGACAAAUAUGUAUUGGAAUUAAUCCGUAACCCUGAGGAUCCCAAGGCACCAAGCGGUGAUAUUAAAUUAGGAAUGUCACUUUGUGGAUGCUGGAGCAAGAAGAGAAUUGAAGCAGCUGACGGAACUGUAAUAAAAAUGUCCAAACGCUCUUCUUGCGUUUGCUAUUUGGAUGUCGAUGACUGGUUUGGGGGAGUUAUACCCUACAAAGUUUAUGAUGAUAUAUAUCUAUAUCUGUAUCUAGAUAGAUAGAUAGAUAUAAAUAUAUCAUUUAUAUUGCAUUUAUA
Sceloporus undulatus (fence lizard) is the source of this 1809-nucleotide messenger RNA. RefSeq names its product chromosome 7 C8orf48 homolog (gene C7H8orf48). The coding region runs from base 134 to 1012 and encodes 292 amino acids. The transcript has 6 exons. Lineage: Eukaryota; Metazoa; Chordata; Lepidosauria; Squamata; Phrynosomatidae. The record is from RefSeq and is a predicted model, not a curated record.